UUGCAUUUAGUAUAUAAAAUCAUUUUUGUUAGGAUUUCAUUUUUAAAAGGAAAAUUUGUGGUGGAAAUUUUGUUUAGAUGAGUGCUUUGUUUCGCAGUUUAAAUAGUGGUUUUUCCACUAAACGUGAAAAUGCCAUUAAGGAGGCCAUUUUAGAGGCUUUACAGGAAAAUGUUAAAGAAAUUGAAUAUGAAGUGCAAGAAAAUGCUAAAGAAUAUCUGGAACUGUGUGAAAGUACCAGCUCAUUGUCCACUACCUUAGAGGCUAUAUUUUUGCAUGGUCUAAAGGAUUCAUUUUUAUGGCAAACUUUAAAUAUUAUUGCCGGAGAUGUGGAAAGACGACCAGAACCCAGUUUUUGGUCUCCCAUAAUGGUGUUUAUGCAUAAGGAGGUUAUAGAGCAGAUUACCACUUUAUCGCAAAUUACCUCUGAAAUAGGACAAUGUCGUGCCUGGAUACGUUUAUCGCUCAACGAUUGCUUACUUUCUUCUUAUCUCAAUAACAUGACUAAAAAUUCUUCUUCCCUUUCUCCAUACUACAAAAAAUUUGCCUUUAUGAAAGACACCAAACGUUUGGAAACAGCAGCCGCCCUAUUAAAUACUUUAGAAGCUAAAGUGCAAUUUAAAUUACCCUUUAAUUCCAGCCUUUUGAACCAAUGGCCCGAUUAUGCUUUACAAUUGUCGGGUCUCUGGACUCCUACCUUAAAAUCUUGUCCCAUUGCAAGUGGUUUAGAUAUAGCGGGUUCUUUGGCUGAGGAAACAAGAGCCAUACCUUUACCUCAGCCAGUGCGCACUAAUGAAUUGUUUUCCGAGUCCAUAGCUAACAGUCCUUUUCGUAGGACAGACAAUUUUCCAGUAGAUGAUUUGAAUACACGCAUAAAUAUAGAUUUAUUUUUACAAAAAGUCGAUGAAAUGGAAGAAGAUGAAACAUUGGAAGCUGGGACAAUUAUUAAAGAUAAAGUGGAGAAAAACAAGGAAGAAGAAAGCAUCAAGACUAAGGAGGAUGAAAUAAAGGAUACGGAUAAUGUGGAAAAUGUUGUAAGUGGUGGUAAUUCUUUAAGUAAUCUAAUGCAAAAGUCCUGGUGUUCGGAUGUCAGCAGUGCAGAGAGAUGCAGCUUAGAUGAAAGAGAACGUGUUAAUCCUUUUCAAAGAUCUUUAAGUUUAACCAGUUCAGCCAGUUCUUUACGUUCACCUAUGGGUGAUCGAUGUAGCUAUAAUACUUUAUUGCGUAAACAUGAACGUCAGCGUGAAAUCGAUUGGACGGAAGUGUGGGAAAAGUUUUUACUACAAAACACCACUGCUUUGUCUCAGUCACAAACGACUUUACACAAUGAGGAGCAGGCGGACAACAAACAAGAAACAGAAGAUAAUUUAGAUACCGAAUCCAAUGCAAGUAAAUCAGAUUUUGAAUUAGUUUCGGGCAGUGCCAUAGAAAAGUUCGAUAUAGAAGAAUUACAAGAAAUGGUAGAGCAAUUAUGUAAAUUAGCCCGUGAGCCGGGCUUAGAUGCUCAGGGUUUUCUAUGUAAAUCCUGUCAACAUCCUUUGGGUAUAGGUUAUUCUAAUUUUAGAGUAUGCGCCUUUAGUGGCAAUUAUUAUUGUGAUAAUUGCAUGGAUUUAGAACCCUUAUUAAUACCGGCCAAGAUUAUCUAUAACUGGGAUUUUCGUAAAUAUAAUGUUUCCAAAAAGGCAGCCUCAUUUUUGGCAGAAUUUCGCAGUCAGCCCUUUAUAGAUUUACAGAUCUUAAACCCCGAUAUUUAUAAUGCCUCAGAGGCCAUGGCUGAACUGCAAGCCUUACGUAUACGUCUCAACUUUAUACGAGCCUAUCUUUGCACCUGUAGCCCCAAAAGUUUUGAGGAAUUGCAACGUCAAUUCUUUGGCAAAGAGUAUUUAUACGAGCAUAUACAUCAGUAUUCUAUCAGUGAUUUAGCCAUGAUCCAGAGAGGUACUUUGUAUCAACAAUUACACAAGGCUUUUAAACUGGGCGAAGCUCAUAUUCUGAAAUGUGCUCUAUGCAGUUAUAAAGGAUUUAUUUGUGAAAUAUGCAAUAGUUCACGUAUAUUGUAUCCUUUUCAUAUAGAAACUACUUUUAGGUGUUCUCCUUGCGGUGCGGUAUUCCAUGCGGAUUGUUUAAAUGAAAAACAACCUUGUCCGAAAUGUGAAAGACGUCGUAAACGUGUCUGUACUAUUACACCUGAGGUGGAGGAGAAUAAGCAGGAGAUUUUAGAUUAAAGACUAGUUGUCUUAAAGCAAGGACAUUUUAUUUAUAUUUUAUAAUAUAUUUAUAAUAAUCUAUUAUAUGUUUAUUAAGCUUUAAAUAUAUAUUAACGGAAAAAAUAUAUAGUAAUAAACGCUUUAGCAGCAGA
This is a messenger RNA of Lucilia cuprina (Australian sheep blowfly), 2356 nucleotides long. RefSeq lists its product as uncharacterized. The transcript has 6 exons. Lineage: Eukaryota; Metazoa; Arthropoda; Insecta; Diptera; Calliphoridae. Bases 78 to 2222 code for a protein of 714 amino acids. The record is from RefSeq and is a predicted model, not a curated record.